Alosa sapidissima (American shad) is the source of this 1696-nucleotide messenger RNA. It is a transcript of the gene nipal4, whose product is annotated as NIPA like domain containing 4. The record is from RefSeq and is a predicted model, not a curated record. Lineage: Eukaryota; Metazoa; Chordata; Actinopteri; Clupeiformes; Clupeidae. The coding region runs from base 186 to 1394 and encodes 402 amino acids. The transcript has 6 exons. Gene Ontology annotation, molecular function: magnesium ion transmembrane transporter activity. Gene Ontology annotation, biological process: magnesium ion transport. Gene Ontology annotation, cellular component: membrane.
CCCAUCCAGGAGAAAGCCACUUGAUUUUGGAACAUUCAUCACAUCGACAACGAACUGAUAAAAUAUCAUCCGAAAUAUCUACAGAAACCGAAACCGAGGAUUAAUGUAGGUCUAGCACAUGAAGAUUGCCAGGCCAUGACCAACGUUGUCUUAUAGCCAAAAAAUCUUUCCGGACAAUAGGCGACAUGAUGCAAGAUGUACAUUUAUCUGAUGAUAUAUGCCAAAAUGUGACUGCUGUCAGGUUACUGUGUCCAGCUCGAACUUCCACCUGUGUAAUAAACACAGAGACUUCCUUAAUCAACGCCACACUUUAUGACAACAGCAACUCCACAACUGAUGCACUCUCCGCUGAUAAAUGGAGCAACUACAACUUCUGGAUUGGCCUGAGCCUUGCCGUGCUAUCGGCCUUCUUGAUUGGAGGAAGUGUAAUUCUGAAGAAGAAAGCUUUGCUGCGUCUUGCCAGCAAUGGACAGACAAGAGCAGGUGAGGGUGGACAUGGGUACCUGAAAGACUGGGUUUGGUGGGGUGGACUCCUUACAAUGGGAGCAGGUGAAGUCGCUAACUUUGCUGCAUACAUGUUCGCGGCCGCUACUGUGGUCACUCCACUGGGAGCCCUGAGUGUUCUUAUCAGUGCUGUUCUGUCUUCCUACCUGCUGGGGGAGUCCAUGAACCUGCUGGGGAAGAUGGGAUGUCUGCUCAGCCUACUAGGCAGCACCAUAAUGGUUAUCCAUGCCCCAGAAGAGGAAGAGGUGACGACCUUAAGGGAAAUGACAGAGAAAUUACUGGACCCUGGUUUUCUGGUGUACGCCACCAUCCUGCUGGUGGCCUGCGUGGUGCUUGUGUUCUACGCGUCCCCACGCUGGGGCUCCUCCAACAUCCUGGUCUACAUCAGUAUCUGCUCCCUGCUCGGAGCCUUCACCGUGUCCUCGGUCAAGGGCCUGGGCAUCGCCAUCCGCACCGUCUUCUCCGACCCGUCCGUCCUGCGCAACCCUCUCACCUGGAUCCUGCUCCUGACGCUGGUGGGCUCCGUCGUCACGCAGGUGAACUACCUGAACAAGUCGCUGGACACCUUCAACACGCUGCUGGUCUACCCUGUUUACUACGUGUUCUUCACCACCGUGGUCCUCUCCACCUCCAUCGUCCUCUUCAAAGAGUGGUGGGCCAUGACCGGCGUGGACAUUGUGGGCACCCUAGGGGGCUUCUUGGUCAUCGUGCUCGGCGUGAGCAUGCUGCACCUGUUCAAGGACGUGCCCGUGACGCUGAUGGGGCUCCGGAGUAGCCUGUGCCAACCGGUGGGCACGCCCAAGAGGGAGGACAAGCACAUCCUCAUCGAGAACAUCGAGUGUCUUCCGCCCAUGAGAGAGGAGGGUCCUCGAGUGUUUAUCAUUAGCUAAGAGGCUGCGGCACACACAUGUCACUGUGUUUAUAUAUGAGCCUCUCUAAAAAAGUCCAUUUUAGUGUCUGCUUAGUGACUUUGUCGUUUCGUCUGCCGAUGACUCAACAAGAUGACGCAGUAGGCUGUGCGAAACAGGCCACUGCUGAAAUUAAGUCUGUGACGCAGAAUUAAAGUUUGCCAGUCGAUUUGGCAGUAGAUUGUGAAAUGGUGGGUGGUAUGGACCCCCUUUCAACAAUCUUAAAGAAUCAGCUGUAUCUCUGUAAAUAGCAACCCACAGUUCCUAAUACAUUUUUCUAUGAA